This is a messenger RNA of Mesorhabditis spiculigera, 1461 nucleotides long. Lineage: Eukaryota; Metazoa; Nematoda; Chromadorea; Rhabditida; Rhabditidae. The record is from the annotation of a GenBank genome assembly.
AUGUUUCGUGAGGUCAAGAACAUCACCUGCGUCGGGGCCGGUUACGUGGGUGGACCGACAUGUGCCAUGAUCGCCAAUAAGUGCCCGGAUAUUCGCGUUACGGUCGUUGACAUGAACACGGAGAAGAUUGCCCAGUGGAAUUCCGAUGAACUGCCGAUCUACGAGCCGGGCCUUGAAGAGGUCGUCAAAACACACCGCGGCAAGAACCUGUUCUUCUCUUCUGACGUCCCGAAGGCCAUCCGCGAGGCCGAUCUGAUUUUCAUUUCCGUCAACACUCCUACGAAAAUGUACGGCCGUGGAAAGGGCAUGGCUCCGGAUCUGAAGUACGUUGAAUCUGUGGCACGGACGAUUGCCGAGCACGCCGGAGGGCCAAAAAUCGUUGUCGAAAAAUCUACCGUACCCGUCAAGGCUGCCGAGAGCAUCACCACCAUCCUCCGUGAAGCCCAGAAACACAACGCCGACUUGCAUUUCCAAGUCUUGUCCAACCCGGAAUUCCUGGCUGAAGGCACUGCUAUGCGAGACUUGUCCAACCCAGAUCGCGUCCUGAUUGGUGGAGAAUCGAGCCCUGAUGGCUAUGAGGCGGUCAGCCACCUCGUCCGCGUCUAUGAACAUUGGGUCGACCGCUCGAAGAUCAUCACCACCAACACGUGGAGCUCGGAGCUGAGCAAGCUGGCGGCAAACGCAUUCCUUGCUCAACGCAUCUCUUCAAUCAAUGCUAUUUCGGCAAUCUGCGAAGCAACUGGAGCUGAUGUCGGAGAGGUUGCCCACGCAGUAGGACACGACUCGAGAAUCGGUGGAAAGUUCUUGCAAGCCUCCGUUGGUUUCGGUGGCAGUUGCUUCCAAAAGGAUGUCCUUUCCCUGGUCUACCUCUGCGAGUCACUAAACCUUGGCAAGGUCGCCAACUAUUGGCGCGGCGUGAUCGAGAUCAACGACUGGCAACGGCGACGAUUUGCCGACAAAAUUGUCGGAGAGCUCUUCAACACGGUGGCGGGCAAGAAGAUCGCCAUGCUCGGUUUUUCCUUCAAGAAGAAUACGGGUGAUACUAGGGAAUCCUCUGCCAUCUACGUUGGAAAGCAUCUUCUGGAAGAGUGUGCAGAGCUUCAGUUCUAUGAUCCGAAGGUCAGCGAGACGCAGAUUCGAUCAGAGCUCGCUUUGGUUUCUGGAAAAGAGAGCGUUGAUCGGCUCGUCAAGGUCCAUUCCUCAGCUUAUGAAGCUUGCAAAGGAGCGCAUGCAAUCGUGAUCCUGACCGAGUGGGACGAGUUCAAGACGUUGGACUAUAAGCGGAUCUACACGACAAUGGAGCACCCGUCGGCAGUGUUUGACGGAAGAUUGAUUCUCGACAAAAAGAUGCUGCGUGAUCUGGGCUUCCGUGUCUUCGCCAUUGGCUCAGCCCCCGACCAAGCCUACAACAUGUUCGGGACGGCCGGAUGCGGAUCCGGCGGUGACAGCUCCCCGAACCGC